Molecule: messenger RNA, 518 nt
Organism: Dacryopinax primogenitus
Lineage: Eukaryota; Fungi; Basidiomycota; Dacrymycetes; Dacrymycetales; Dacrymycetaceae
Product: 40S ribosomal protein S21
Exons: 4
Coding region: 40-300 (86 amino acids)
Biological process (GO): endonucleolytic cleavage in ITS1 to separate SSU-rRNA from 5.8S rRNA and LSU-rRNA from tricistronic rRNA transcript (SSU-rRNA, 5.8S rRNA, LSU-rRNA); endonucleolytic cleavage to generate mature 3'-end of SSU-rRNA from (SSU-rRNA, 5.8S rRNA, LSU-rRNA); translation
Cellular component (GO): cytosolic small ribosomal subunit; ribosome
Molecular function (GO): structural constituent of ribosome
Source: RefSeq, a predicted model, not a curated record
CCCCACCAUCCAAAAGUACCGUGCCCAUCGCUGCCAAAAAUGGAGAACGAUAAGGGAACUCUCGUUGAUCUUUACGUGCCCCGGAAAUGCUCCGUCACCAACCGCCUUAUCAUCGCUAAGGACUACGCAUCCGUACAAAUCUCGGUCUGCGACGUCGAUGCCGAGGGCAAGGCGCUGCCUACGUCCACAACCUUUGCUAUCUCUGGCGAUGUGCGCUCUAUGGGCGAGUCAGACGAUUCCAUCAACAGGCUGGCGACCAAGGCUGGACUGUUGAAGAACGUCUGGUCAUACUCGAAGUAGAGGGUGCUAGAGGUGCAUGUGUUGGGCUUGUCUCCUUUGACCUCUGUAUUUUUCCCUGGCGGCGUCAUGCGCAAGGUAAUAUGACGACGUUUACAUGCGAAUUCUGUGCACCAACCGCCUGUCACUGUUCCAUGAACCGCGGGUGCCCGUGAGGAAUAUGUGUAUGCGGUUAAAGUGAUAGUAUCUGAGGUGCUGUAUUUGGGAGUCCGUGGAUUUUA